GGUCGCACCUCCCGCGCUAUUCUAAGAGCGAACAGAUUCUCGAUCGAGUCUUUCCAUUCAUCGUUUUAGAUUUUAGCGGGCGACUCUGUAUCGUCGAUCGGAAAACCGGAACGAAAGAAGGCGAAGCAAACGAAGGAAACGAUCGGUCAACCGCGAUACUCGAUUCGGGAUAAACGACCGCGAUCGCUGGAAUCGCGAAACGAAUUUCUCGGCAUGAUUGAUAGAGGUUUGUGCGCGCACGUGUGCCGAACCCGUGCGAGAGAGAGAAAGGGAAAGAAGGAGAUAGGGGAAGAGAAGCGCCGGAAGGCAACCAACCGAACGCUGCUCGAAGAAACUCGAGCUUUCUUCGGAGCAGUAGGAGAGUAAGGAGCGAAAUACGAAAAUCGUCAGGUGCACAUUUUCGCACGACGUUUGCCAAUAAUCGGUUUCCUCGAAACGAAGCUCGCUCGUCGCACCGGAAUAUUCGCUUCGCAUCAUCUUCGUAAUAUUUCUAUCUCGUUAUAGCGCUUGUUCGUAAGCUCCUCCGAUCGCUCGUAACGUACGCGUAAAUAGCAGGAAAGCGCAUUUGUUCUCGUAACGCGGUAAUUUCCAGGAAAACGUAGGCCACGAGUUACGGCGCGAGAAAAUUUGCUCGAUUUCUCUUUCGCUGCAUCGGUCGCAAGAUUUCAGCAACGCGUAGGUAGUCUUGACCCGAACGCGAAAAGAUUGACGCGUGUGCGUGCAUAGGUAGGUAGGUAGGCGAGACACGCGCCGUCGUUGGCUCGUUACGCUCUCAAGUAUUAUAUCGAUUAACUGUUGGCAACAGAAGAGAGUCAGUGGAAAGCUCGUCUGAGGGUGGCAUGGCUUUGGCUUUCCUAUAUUAUUAAUCUUGCUUCGUCUCUUCCUCUCUCCUUCUCUCUCGUUCUCCGAAACACCGAAACACCUACCCGGUUCUCUCUGUUCCGACCGCGCGUUGCCAGUCAGGUGUCGCGGACAGAUUUCGCGCUUCAAACGCGGUAGACUUUGAGAUUUUGUUUCGUUUCGAAAAACUACGCUUCUGAAAAGGACAGCCGUUCCGUCGAAAACAUCGUCCGCUCGGCAUCGAUCGAUGCGCUGCUCCAAUAACGAUUUUCUCCACGAAACCGAUAAACCGACCAACGCACCGUGAACACACCUGCGUACGCCUCCGUCUACGAACAGAUUGAGGGCCGAUCGAUCGUUCUCGACUACCUUUUCUCACCGACAUUGUAUCAACGAGUUUCCAAAGUUUCGAAACGGACGAAAAGCCCAGCGGUAUCGAGAAAUUAAGCGGACGCGACCUCGCAAAGGGUGCGAUAACUCUCCGAUAGAAUCGUAAUCGACGUUCUCGCGAUUUCUCUCGGCGUUCCUUUUUCGUUGGGCGACUGGUCGCGAGAGCAGGCGUGCUCGACGAGCGAAACGUCAAAUACCGGGCCGAAGCCGGCGCGUCUGCUCGUGACACGUUCGUAACGCGGUCGAGCGAAAUAAUCGUAAGCCGGUGCUCCGACGUCGUAGUCGCGUAACCCGCGAGCGGUAUCGCGGAAGCGGAUGACCGAGUUUCGCCGCGGACCACGCGACUAGUUUUACGCGCGAACGUCGAUCGCGUAGAAGACCGAACGCGAUCCAUCGGCGUUUGUUCGCGACGGUUUACUCGGUGACGGUAGACGGUUGAUCGUGAACUGCAGGGAAAAAGGGUGAAAAGGGGAAGGAGCAGAGAGGAGAGGGUGAGGGUGCAUCAUCAAAGGCCGGUGCGAGCAAGAAGACACACGGUGGCUGUGCGUGACAUUUUUGUAAUGAAAGCAAGCUAAACGUACGUCGCGCUCUCGAUAGCGAGCACGGUAGACAUCUGGUCUGGUCUGGUUGGUUGGUUGCCUUGCCUGUUCUGCCUGCCUCUCGCCUGCCUGGCCGUUCUAAUAUUGGAAAUUGCGUCUCCACCCGCGCGACCUCCUCUCCGACGAGCAUCGUACCAUGUGCAGGACAUAUGUAUAAACAUAAGCUCAGUCUGCCGCGAUGCCGAAGCCGUUUCCUUCGAAACGCGUCCGCGAUCGAUCCACGCUUUUUCUCCUGCAUACCUUCCUUUCUUUCUCUUUUUCCCUUUUUCGAAGCGAUUACCGCUGCUUCCGCGAAUUACGCUUCGUUCGAUCAUCGAGGGUUUUCGCGGUCGUCGAAGGAACGCGAGGACCGGCACGCCGACGAAAACCGUAACGAAACCGCGCGUUCGAUCGGAAAAACGAGUACGUGAGCUCGCGUUUAUAUCCGUGCGCGGCACACAGCUGCACGAGAAACGUAAUUACCAACGGCAGAGCCGUGGAUUUUCUGCCGUGGCACGUAUAUCGUUUCCAGGCGACUCUGCUCUUGUUUGCUCAACUAAGCGUCUUAACGAAUUGCCGCGAACGCGCGUCUCCGCCCUCCUGGCCGAACGACCGCUUUCCCUCUUUCGCUCGCGACGCGCCGAUUCGUCGCCUUCCUCCCUCGUUCGCCCGCUAACGAAUCGAGCGAUCGACGAUCGCGAACAAGGGCAAAUCACUCGGAGGGAGUCGACGCCGAUUAAAAUUAUCUUGACCAUCUGUCGCGAUAAAGUCGAAUCCUUUCUCGACCGGAGGCGAGGAUUAUGCAUCGACGAACACCCGUUCAAACUUUACUCGGAGUUCAUCCGCGCGUUCACGGUGGGAAUCGAAUUCGAAACGCGCGGUAAUUUCGUCGAUCGACGAAGACGUUUGCCGAGCAAAAAUCGACGCGAGCUGUUCGCAGUCGAGAAGGAAACGCUUUCGUACUGAUCGUAAAACCGGCUUUGCUUCCUCGUUACGGUAAACGAAAAUUAAUCGCGAUAAUUACUUUCCUUCGACGUUGAAAAACUUUAAUGGCGACGAACGUUAAUGCACGGACCCGACGUUCGUAGUCGCGUUAAUUUAACUGGAAUUGUACGCCGUAAAAGUUGCGCGCUCGAGGCGAUCGACGACGUCGUUUAUUCGUUUGCCGCAAAGCCGAUUACCAGCAAAACUCGCGUUGAAAAUAUCAAACGUUCCGACGAUAUUCACGACGAAAGAGUUAUUCCGAUUUUCCGCUAAAAAUUAUAACGAAUCGUGCGAGGGUAGUUUCUUGGACGAAAGGAAAGACUCGUUUGCAUUUCGCGUUAAUAACGAAACCAUGCGGCACCGACGCGUCGCGACGACCAGGCAAACCAGUGCCCCGAUCAAAUAAAAUUCCUCCACCAGCGAGAGUUGCGCGCCACGUGGAUCUUGAACGUUACUUCCCGCUUCUCUUUCGCCUAAUAUCCCUUCUCGUAAUCUCGUCCGUAUCGAUUCCGCGCGCUUCGUAUCGGACGUUUCUCGCCGGAUUGUCCGGAUCGUAUCGCCUUAGGUAAGGCGUUAACCGUCGCGCGAGCGUAAUCGAGUACUUCCAAUUAUGCGGUUGGAUAUUCGGGACGAGUAGUCGAAUCGCGAUAGAUUCUCUCGUUGGUAGGUAAAAUUGCCGCUCGACCGUUCCAUUAAAAUCAGUCAUCGGUAUGCACGGUGGAGUGCUGCUCGUCGACGAGCACGUACACGAAAUAUGCGACCGCGGCAAUCGCGAAAUGGAAUCGAUCAAAUACGAAUCGUGGUCGCGAUGUCGCGCAUACGCGUCCUGGUUUGCUCGUUUUCCGAGUCCUUUUGUUUCACGACGCGUCGCGACGCGACGCUUUGAUUUUUUUAAACGACACGCGUAAAAUAAAAUUAUCGUAUCGGUUACGAUAGCGGAAUAUAGUUCGUCGAGGGAACGACGACGAAUCAAUGGGUCGAAUGUUGAACAGGCAAGCUGAGCGGGCAUGAAAGCGGAGGGUGGAAUGGCAGCAGCAACGAUCCUCCACAAGGUGAAGGUGAAGGAAGAGGCAAAGGAAUGCUGCGGUUAUCAGCAAUCGCCGACGGCGUCCUCGACGUCGUCGUCGUCGGGAAGCUCGAGCGUCUCAACGGUGACGGGUUCGAGCGCGAGCACCGUCGUCAACACCGUCGGCAACGGCGCGCCGAGUCAGCCCGCGAGCACCGCGUCGUCGACGACCACCCUGCAGAAUGCAACCCCUGCGAGCUCUGCGAUCGUCUGCCAUCCGAACGCGCCGUCUUCGCGCGUCGCCAGCGCCGAUCCCUUUCCCGUCGAUCUCGAUCUCAAGACCAAGGCCAAGGCGAGCUCCACGGCGAGAGAGAAAACGCCGCGGGAAGACGGCCAAUCGGAAGCGCACUCGCCAUCCUCUCAUCAUCAAAGGAUUUCAACGGCGGUAUCGGGCAACCAACCAAAACAGAGCAACGGUCCGCGGUCCGAGUACAAAGGAUCGACCGCUUGUUCGGAAUCCUCUGACAACGACAGUCCUUUGCCUUCGCACCCUCUGAAACCGGAAUUCGAGGAUGGCAUCGGUCCCGGAGGCGGUGGCAGCGGCAAUGCCGGAGCUGCUACCAGUUGCAGGACGGAAGAGCAAAACGAUGUAUCCGAGUCGACGAAUAGCGGCUCCGGUAACAGAUGCAUCGCCGGUGUUUUCGCGGGUCACGGCGAGCUCAAGAGCGUGCUCGGCACUGUCGUGAAAUUCGCCACCGGUAUAUCUCCGGACACCGGUGACACCGUGCUCGCUCUGGUGCUGGCGCUUUUGAGCGGCGGUAUGACGGCGGAAGAGUUCCACUCGGCGUUACAGGAAGCGACCAAUUACUCUCUCAAAGAUUUCGUACUGCCGCACUUGAAGCAGCAAUUACCUUCUUUGCAGAGGGACUUGAGCAACGCCGCCAGAGCAAGCAAUCAGAGUUGCGCGCAGUUCUUGCGAUCGAACGAGGCUGCGGUUCUGGAAGCCGUGGGUUUGGUGUCCGCCGGAGAGUCGCUCGAAGUUUUCGGAGAACACACCGGGACCGGCGGCAAUCAGUGUUCCGGUCAUUACGGCAUGCGGUCCAAUUCUAAUCCCAGCGUCGGUGGUAUUCCGCACGCGAACAACGCCGGUCUUCACCAUUAUUCCGGCAGCGCGUCGCACGCGCCGAAGCGUCGUGCCUCCGACACUCCGUACUACGAAAACGGUGCCCUUCUCGACGACGUCCCCAUGUACGGAAAGAGGUUGUCGAAUCCCUGGAGUCACCACCAUCCGCCGCAACAGCAACAACCGUCCACCGACGGUUCUUCCCCUUACUGUUGGUAUCAUCCGCUGCAUUCGACGAGUGGAUCGAUUCAAGGGCAUCGUCUCGGUCACGGACACGGUCACAGUCAUGGUCACGCUCACGGUCAUGGCCACGGCCACGGACAUGGCCACGGCCACGGUCACGGACCCAGCCCGAUACCGCCUAAUCCGGUGCAAAUGAACCAGAUGAACCCGUUUUCUGGAUCUCAUCAUCUGGCUCAGCAGCCACAACAGAUGAGUCACGUUCAAACGCAGAACGGGAGCCUCGACGACGAGUGGAAAAACAUUCACAUGAUGUUAAACUGCAUCCUAGGAAUGGUGGAAAAGACAAAGAAGGCAUUGGCCAUUCUGCAAACGCGAGGUUGCUUCGGACCGACCGCGACGGCCCCUCCGACACCGGCCGGAGCUCAGAACGGUACCGGUAACACCGGGACGAACAAUCCGUCCUCGACGAACGGUUCUCAAGUGGAGUCCUCGACCGGGGAUCGGGAGGGUAGCUUGAAACGAUUGUCCGGGGAGAUCGUUGCUCAGACUAUCAGAGCCAUCGAGGACAAAGUCGCGGAACUGCAAAGGAAAGAUGAAGAAGCCGUGAAGAGGGCCGUGAUGGUCGAGGUGCAACGCGCCGUGAGAGCAGCGGUGAUCGAAACGAGGACGAACGAACGGCUGCGAGUUCAUCGAUUACCCGACGCACCGUUGUCUCAGCGAAAUCACGGCGCUCUGCGUCAAGGACCGUAUCUACGGGUCCACGGUAACCCCGGACCGAUAGACUCGAGUCCUAGAACCGUUACCACGCCGACUACCGUUUCCAAUUCGAUACCAUCGACCACGGAAGACGAGAAAGAGUCGCACCUGCAAACCGUCUCGGGAUCCAGCUGUUGGAACUGCGGUAGACCGGCUUUGGAGACUUGCGGUGGUUGCGGAAUCGCGCGGUACUGCGGCUCCUUUUGCCAACAUCGCGACUGGGAAGCGGGAGGUCAUCACGCGACCUGCAACAACCCUCCGCCGCGCGAACCUCGGAGAUCGACCUCCAGAAGUCCGCCGAGAGUCGCCAGUGGUGCCCUCUCGACCACCGUCAACGAAGCGACGGUCGUUUCGCCGAUAGCGGCCGGGGCUGCUACCAAAGGGAAGUGACGUCACCAUGCCAAAUCUCACCCUCGCCGAUUCGCCGCUGGCUCGAUCCAACGCGAUUCGCGUUAAUCGCGAUUCAACCGUCUAACGUACCUUUUCUUCUUUGUCGAAUCAUACAUCUUCUGCUCCUCUAUUUUCUACUCUUCUAUCCUUUUCAACGACAUUCUCCUUCCGAUCUACCCUACUGAUCGUACUUUUUCUACGAGAAACUUUGUUCCUUCCCUCGAGGUCGCUCUCGAAUUUGCAUCCCUCUACGAUUAUUCUGUCUCGUCGUUCGACGAAUCUCUUCGUUAGAAUAGCAAAAGUAACGGUGUUCGAUCGAAACGCUACAUUAGAAACGAAUUCGAAGUACGGUUCCGGAUCGUAGACGAUUCGAAGAAGCAAUAAUCCGCGGUCGUCGAUUACGAGAACAACGUCGACGUCGCGAACGUACGACGAACCAGAAAUAGCCCCGUUUCUGCGCGAAGAAACGGAAAGAAACAAUGCCGCCCAAAGAAACGAACGAUCCGAUAGACGCAAUCGCCACGGUACGAAGUUAACAAGGAACGUAUCGUGUUCUAGUCCCGCGAAAGAUCAACGCGAUCGCGAAAACCUUGACAAAUCGCUGUCUCCGCUUCUCGUCGAAGCGAUCCUAGGAAACGAUUUUUCUUCGACUCCGAAUUUCGUAAUUGGGAUCGUUCGCUAGUCAAUUUAACGAUCGCAACGAAUAACGCGACUACCAAAAGCAAUUACGAUCUUCUCGCUUUUACUCUGUACGCGUCGUAUACGUUUAAGUCUAGUCACCGUCGAUUCGCCGGAGCGAAUU
This is a messenger RNA of Megachile rotundata (alfalfa leafcutting bee), 7052 nucleotides long. RefSeq names its product CBFA2/RUNX1 partner transcriptional co-repressor nervy (gene nvy). The record is from RefSeq and is a predicted model, not a curated record. Gene Ontology annotation, biological process: negative regulation of DNA-templated transcription; DNA-templated transcription. Gene Ontology annotation, molecular function: transcription corepressor activity. NCBI's taxonomy places the organism in Eukaryota, Metazoa, Arthropoda, Insecta, Hymenoptera, Megachilidae. Gene Ontology annotation, cellular component: nucleus.